Messenger RNA from Ornithodoros turicata, 952 nucleotides. RefSeq lists its product as uncharacterized. The transcript is spliced from 10 exons. Bases 166 to 768 code for a protein of 200 amino acids. NCBI's taxonomy places the organism in Eukaryota, Metazoa, Arthropoda, Arachnida, Ixodida, Argasidae. The record is from RefSeq and is a predicted model, not a curated record.
CACUAGGUUAUCCGGCAUACUGUAGCCGGCCACUGUACCUAGUGGUGGAAGAAGAAGAUACUGUAGCCACCCCAAGAAGAAGAAGUAGAAGAAGGUGAAUUGGAAUGAAACUGUUCUUCAAGUCGUCACCUGUAGUCUUGCACCCCGUACCAAGAAUAGUGAACCAUGUGCGAAUUACCCUGUCUAUGCUUUGGGAGGAAGAUAUGUAAUAUUAUAUAUGCUGCGAUGAGCUUUGUCAGGCAACUUCUCCUCCUGUACAUGUUCUCGAGGCCAAAAGCCCAACUUGAUGUGGACAUCAAGUUCGUCGCAUCGACCAUCAUCUGUAUCCACUGCGUCAUGGCGGCUGUCCUGUUCGUCGGGGUAUAUUGGAGCCGCAGGAGGUUCCUGAUCACUUACCUCCGCUACCUCAUCGCCAACGCCGUCGUUGACGUCGUUGUCCUCUACUGGGUAGCCUUUCGAAUGCAAGAGCAAGUGUUUAAGGGAUCAGGUCACUUCGACGACACAAAGCGGGAAGUUGGAAUUAAUGCAUCUAUAGAAAUUUCUGUUCCUCAAAACCAGAGCGGGAUAAUUAUGCUCCUGAAGAGUCCUGUCACAAAGGCCAGAUAUACCGCCUACCUGGGCUUCGAGAUCGUCGCCUGUGGUGUCCUAUACCUUUGGGUUGAUUCUUACUACGACCUCCUCCUUCCGAAGCCUGCCCCAAAGCCGUUGGAAGACCAAGAAGUGAUCGUGGCUGGUUCAUCUCAGAAGCUUCUUAAAGCGAAACAGUGACUGCGACAUUGCAAUGGGCGCUUUGGUUGUAUAAUUGUUGAGCCCACCCAUUAUGAACCUCUCCAUUAGUACCACCUUUGCCAAUAUUUCUGCGCAAUUUGGCUCCAUAGGUCUAUAAUCUGAUACUUGCAUAGCUGUGACUUUGGUGAACAAUGUCCGAAAUAAAUCUCUCUGGAAAUCGUCA